Xyrichtys novacula (pearly razorfish) is the source of this 528-nucleotide messenger RNA. The record is from the annotation of a GenBank genome assembly. NCBI's taxonomy places the organism in Eukaryota, Metazoa, Chordata, Actinopteri, Labriformes, Labridae.
AUGCUGACUCAGCAUCUCAUACCUGUAUACCGCAUUUCCUACCAGGUUACCACAAAACCUUAUCAGAAGUGCUCCCAUCACAGCCAUGAUGAUGUAGAAAGCCUUCUGUUUGGACCGGCUAACAUGGCCCCCUUUUCCAACCACCUCCCCUGGACCAAGGCGCUUGAGGGUGCAGAGAAUGAACAUGCCACAGACAGAGGUAAAAAUAAGAAAGACAACCAAAGCGCUAAAAUAGAAAAGAGAGUGGACAUCAGUGCUGGUGCGGAACAUUACAGCCAGCCAUCCAGAGCUCAGCACCCAAACGCAUGCAUUCAUGAUGUUCCUGAUCCUGGUCCACUGUGGCGUUCUCAGUCUCAGGUAGGUGAUGGGGUGAAUGACAGCCAGGUAGUAAUCCGCGCAGGACAAGAGGUGAAACAUGGCCUGUCCUAUGGUGGUGAAGAUCCACAUACCCAGCCCCACCUCCAUCAUCGCUGUUAUGGCUCCGUAGCCACCACAGAAGUAGAGGAGGAGGCCCAGGAAUUCAUUUAG